AUGGAUUUGAAACAACCCCAAGCUCCAUCUCCAUCUUGUGCAAAGAUUUUGAUGCUUCAUGCAAAAACUGAGCGGUCUCACAUAGGGCAUGCCCAGUCUGGACAUUUCUUUCGAUGCAAGACUCAUUUCCUUCAGGAAACUGUCGGGGAUAUUUUGUUAAAGUCCAUACCGAAAGAUCAGAACCGGGUUCCCUUUGAUGGGUUCGAGUUUCAUUAUCCAUCAGGGUUGUGGCCCGCCAACCCCGACGACUUCAACGUAGAAAGCAAUCAUAUGUGGGUUUGGGGCUAUGGUGAUCCAGAAAGGGAUCGUAUCCGAGGUCUUGAGACAACUAUUGAAUACCUUCUUCGUUUCAUGGACAUCCAUGGCCCGUUCAUCGGGAUUAUGGGGUUCUCUACAGGGGCCUGCAUUGGUGCCAUUAUAGCUUCAUUGCUUGAGAAGCGUGAGUCUGUUGGAAACUUGCGUUUUGAUACAAAUCAUCCUCCUUUGGGGUUUUUAGCAUCAUUUUGUGGUUUCCCAUUGGAGCACCCCGUCUACAAGUCCUUGUACAACCCAAAGAUUGAAACCCCAACCCUACACGUCAUGGCCUCCAUGGAUGUAGUGAUCGAAGAGCGUCAAUCCUUGCGCUUGAUGGAAUUUUGCAAGAACUCGUAUUCGCAUUACUUUUUUGGAACACACUACGUUCCUCGAUCGGAGGAUUUCCUUGACGUCUUGGCCAAUUUCUUUGAGCAUGCUUUCGAGAACGACGGAGUGGAGGAAGAUGAGUGGGAAGAUUUGGAGAACUGA
Penicillium salamii is the source of this 783-nucleotide messenger RNA. NCBI's taxonomy places the organism in Eukaryota, Fungi, Ascomycota, Eurotiomycetes, Eurotiales, Aspergillaceae. The record is from the annotation of a GenBank genome assembly.